Messenger RNA from Austrofundulus limnaeus, 905 nucleotides. Its product is annotated as potassium voltage-gated channel subfamily KQT member 1. Gene Ontology annotation, molecular function: voltage-gated potassium channel activity. Gene Ontology annotation, cellular component: voltage-gated potassium channel complex; membrane. The record is from RefSeq and is a predicted model, not a curated record. Gene Ontology annotation, biological process: potassium ion transmembrane transport. Lineage: Eukaryota; Metazoa; Chordata; Actinopteri; Cyprinodontiformes; Rivulidae.
CAUGGUCCUGGUGUGUCUUAUCUUCAGUGUCCUGUCCACCAUAGAACAAUAUGCAGACUUUGCUACUGGAACUCUCUUCUGGAUGAUUUAAUAGUGGUCAUUGCCUCCAUCAUUGUGCUCGGUGUUGGGUCGAAUGGCCAGGUGUUUGCCACGUCAGCCAUCAGAGGGAUCCGUUUCCUCCAGAUCUUGCGGAUGCUGCAUGUGGAUCGUCAGGGAGGGACGUGGAGACUCCUGGGAUCUGUCGUUUUUAUCCACCGACAGGAGCUGAUCACCACCCUGUACAUUGGCUUUCUGGGUCUGAUCUUUUCCUCCUACUUUGUCUACUUGGCUGAGAAAGAUGCUGUUGAUGAGGAGGGCAAGACGGGCUUCUCCAGCUACGCAGAUGCCCUGUGGUGGGGCGUGACACUCUGGAGAUGCUAUGCAGCAGAGAAACCAAACGGCUGCGCUGCUACUUGGAAAAUGUAUGUCCUAACUGCAGAGGGUGUGGCAGCUGCACAAGCAGACAACUGCAGUCCCAGCAUCAGGAAGCUCAACAUAGCGAAAAAGGGAACCAAGAGAAGGUUGAAGUCCAAAGGCAUCGGUUCGAUGGGCGUGGCCUCAGAGAGAGCAGUAUCGAUUCCACAGAUCACGUACGAUCACAUCGACGAUUCAGAGGAAAAGAAGGACGCCUCAUUUUUCCUCGAAGAGCCAAGGGGAACUGCUGAAGGAAUUUCCAGAACGUUCAGAAAAACAGGCCCUCCUCAUCACUCUUGGUCAUCCUUCAAUCUGACCUGCCCUCCUUCUCCAGUAAAACUGAGUAACGAUCAAAGCACAUCUAUAGACAUCUCCCGCGCCAACAGCCUGACUGAUGAUCUGGACGACAUGAGUGAGGAUAUUCCUCUGCCUGUGGUGACUGACAAGAACCA